Molecule: messenger RNA, 3964 nt
Organism: Paramuricea clavata
Lineage: Eukaryota; Metazoa; Cnidaria; Anthozoa; Malacalcyonacea; Plexauridae
Source: the annotation of a GenBank genome assembly
AUGUAUGUCUACAGCGAUAUCGUUGAUGUUCAGUUUGUAGGCGAUGUCAAAGUUCCGCUGUUAAGGAUCGUCAACAUAGAAGGGGAAUAUGGUAAAAAUAUUCACGCGAGUUUUCGCAAUUUGCAAUACGUCCCAGUGAAAGUCAAUUCCUUUGAGAGUAUCGAAAUCCAUAUAAAGAACGACAGAGACGAAAGUGUCUCAUUUGCCUCUGGAAAGUCAGUCGCAACACUUCACUUUAGACAGAAGAGAUCUCAGUACUUUGUUUAAUAUGAAAAGCUUACUUAUACCAGACGUAAAACUGCUUACAGAGCAUUACACAAGAAACCAACGGGGCGGCAGCCUACCUGGAUUUCGCGGGGCAAGAACGCAAAGAGGAUAUGGUAUUGGAGGUAUCUUUAGAAGCCUUGCAAGAUUUGCUAUACCUCUUUUCAAACAAGGCGCUAGAACAGUUGGUAAGAGAGCAUUGCAAGCAGCAACGGAAGUGGGCCAGCACGUACUCGAAGGGAGAAAUGUUUCAGAAUCAGUGAAAGCUCGUGGAAAUCAGGCAUUCACGGAUGUUGCUAAUAAAGCAGUUAAAACGUUGACUGGUCGUGGGCGUAAGAGACCUAUAAAAAGAUCUGCCCCAGCAAAACCAACCAUUUCUUCUCAAGCUAAGAAGCGGAAAACAUCUCACAAGGUUGACAAAUAUAAUCCUAACUUGCCUCACGAAAUACGAAAGAUUCCUAGAGGGUAUAUACUCAACACAGAUUCUUCCGAUAAACCCGGAUCACACUGGGUGGCUGUGUAUCUUACAGAAGAUGGGAAAGGGGAAUUUGGGGAUUCCUAUGGUAAAGCGCCUGGAUUUUACACCGAAAACUUUUCUAAGUUUCUCAACAAGCACUGUAGUACAUUUGCGUGGAACAGAAGAAUUUUGCAAGCCCCUUUAUUGGACGUAUGUGGGCAAUAUACAUUGUUCUUUGCUUUACAUCGGUGUAGACGUAUUCCAAUGGCAACCAUUGCAAAUAUGUUUACGGAUAGCAGAGAAUGGAAUGAUGAACUUGUGCGUGACUUUAUAGACAAGUGGUACAAAUAGAAAACACUAGUUCUAGUUUAAAAUACAUUUUAUUGUAAAAUUCUCUCUUACAGGAAAUAAAUUAUUUUAACCAUUUAUAUGGGCUACUAAUAUUGUCUCUGCGUUUUUUCCUCUUUCCUUGCUGCACUCGAGGAGUGGUGGGUAGAUUUUCCGGGAUACGUUUUAUAUUCGCGAACAAUUCCAAGACGGUUUUCGUUUCUCACGAUUCCUUAGGGUACAUUCAAAUGACCAAGAACUUUUGAAAACAAUUCCCAACCGUCGGGAUUAAAAUUCUUCCUUUGACGUAGAGAAUCAUUCACCAAAUCAACUAUAUUUGUGCUAGGAACCGAUCUUCCUUUGAACACCAUCUGGCCUUGUUCAUUCCAACCGAUAAGAUCCUUAUUUGACUUGAGUUUUUUGAUGAGUUGUCGAGCUCUUGACUUCAUAGUGGAUGGUACACUAUCCAUGAUAUCUGUUUCAAUCUCGUCUGAGGGUUCCACCUCUUCACUGGGCUGUUCUCCUUGAGGUUCUUCAGCUUGAUCGCUGUGCGUCACGUUUACUCGGAGAGGUUUAUUCAUUCGUUUAUCAUAAAAGGUUAAAUAGCGUUGCAGAUUCUGGUCGUAUAACUUUGCCUUUUCAUCGAUUGGUAUAUCUUGUCGUCGAAUAAUAUCCUGCAUUUCCGAGUCUAUUUCGUUGACCUGUGUCGCCAAAGGUGCCGCGAGAGGUUUCUUUCGCUGUUCAACCAUAUGUUCAGGCACAAGUACUAAUCGCUUGACGUGUUCCAUUAUAAAAAGUUUGCCAAUUUCUCCAAUACUGAAGUCAGUAGGAACGGCAGAAAACCUUCCCCCUUUUGGACAAGACGUCUGCGUCUGUGCUCGAUAGAAUUCCGUGGGUCAGCUGCAAACUUUAUAUGUUUGGAAUGUGGAGCAAGUUUUUUAGCUGUUUUUGGCUUGAGUUUAAUUGUGUCAAACCAAACGUUUAAUAGACACUGUCUUAUCGCUUCGUAUAAAUCGUCCUCAGCCGCUUUUAAGAUCGCUUUUCUCAGCUCAGGCUUACACUUGGCUAAUACUUUGAGAAGUUCAGAGUUCCUCUUCAUGCAAGCAGACAUUGUCAAAUGAAUAAUUUGUACGAGUAACGAGUUUCUUAUACUCUUGGCUGAUAAACGUAAUGCGUAUCUGAUGGAAAGAUCCCGGAUCGAACUCUUAUCUCGUCAGGACAUGUUGGUGUCAGGUCGACAAAUAAAUACGAAUACGGUUCUUUAGUUGCCAUUUGGUAAGCUUGUUGAAAGAAUUUUGUGUUGUUAGGAUAUAACUGUUUGCCAAGAUGAACAAUUUGACUCGCGUCGCGGACAUUUUUUGUUAGGCAUAAGUAACUUGCAUUUAAGGAAAUUGUACGAUGCUCUUUGCUUUGAUGAAACAAAUUUUGUACAAUGUACACUACACUGAGAUUGCCAUGAUGUGAUUUUUUCGUAAAUAACUUUGAAAUAACUCCGUCCUUUUCGCCCAUCAUAUCGUCAAUGAUAAACAAAUUGUAUGUUUCUGGAUUUAUACUGUCCAAUAUAUCAUCAGGCAAGCCUUGUAUGAAUUUUAUACCAGGCACUAAAUUUUGUAUUUCUCCAAACGUGUCUUGAUAUUCGGAAUAGAAGUAAACAAUGUUUUCUGGAGGCUUAUCAAUCAUAACAUUAGCAUAACUUAAAAAUUUUUUGACAAACGUAGUUUUGCCUGAUUUUGUACCGCCAGAAACGAUCAGCCCAAACGGGUGUGUUAAUUGUAUAGAAUACAUGUUGGAAAUGAAAACAAAAUAAUUUUCCGAGCUAUUUAUACCAAAUUGUCGGCUUUUUAGUGCUGGCAAUCAAUUUAUGCAAAUUGUUCAGAACUGUCUCUAAAUCCAUUGGCGUAGCUCUAGCACGAAUGAGGUAUGGUUGUCUUUGUUCGGGGGAGAGUUCAUGCACGUCUGCCAAAUGAUUCGCUAAUCUUUGUAAAGCCUGUUUACCGCAAAGCGGACAGUCCUUUCGCUUUCGAGGCAUACUAGCAAAUGAUUAUAUUCCUUUUUUGGCUUUGUUUCAUAUUUGUUUCGGUGCGCAAAAACGGCCCGCAGGGCCUUUUUUGUGGCCUUGUGGCCCGAAACUCUGAUGUCCAACCCCAUCCUCUCAAGCAAAUUAUUUCAGACCAGGCUAUAUUUUGAUUCAGCUCAUGUACGCCGAGUGAAUUUAUUAAAAAAUCAUUGUCAUAAACAAGUUACAUGUUUUGCUGAUCAAUAGUACCCACCAAGUUAGCAGGUAAGCCAAUCAUUUAUAAUCUUAAUGUUUGGUACAUAGAUUCAUCAAAAUAUAAACACAUGCCAUAUCAACCGACUACACACUUUUAUUUAUAUCAUUUUGAUGUUUGAAAUUAUUAAUAAUAGUUUACUUAUAUUUAUUUCACACGCACAAUGUUCACUAUUUACAGAGAAUUAUACAAAGAGAGAGAUUACGAAUCAGAAUCGCUUACUUUGAAGUUUUCACCGCGCUUACGAAAAAUUGCAGCAACUAUUAUUUCAUUCUGCUAUAAUUACCUCACUUAAUUAACUUAAUUAAAAUGCAGUAAACAAUCGAACACAGUGAUUAAGGUUGAACCGUCACAUAAUGACCAACACAACUUCAAAAUUAGCGAUUCUAAUGACAGUAUUUUUUCUUUAUAUAAGGAGGACACAAUUUCAAUUUUAUCACAUACAGUCAAAAUGGAGAGAGUCAGUAGACAACAACAGUGCAUUCGAAACUACCGAAAAUAUCGGAAGCGAAAAAAGGAACAGUUCGAGUAUUUUAAGAAAAUGGAGAAGUACUUGAAAGAAAAUCAUCCAGAAUCCUACCACAAGUUUGUAGAGGAGAGCAGCCAAGAAAAAGCUGAUGAGUUAAUUGAAAGUCUUGGUUUGUGA